AUGCGGCGGUGGCAGUGUCGCCUCGCGGCUGCCGGGGCCCUGCUCGCCGUCGUGCUGGCUCUGUGCGUCGCGGGGCCGCGCUCGCCGGCGCCGCUGCGGUUCGCGCCGGGUGGCCGGUUCAAGGUGGCGCUGUUCGCGGACCUGCAUUACGGCGAGAACGCCUGGACGGACUGGGGCCCUGCGCAGGACGACGCCUCCGACCAUGUCAUGGCCGCCGUGCUCGACGCCAAGAACCCAGACUUCAUGGUGUACCUCGGCGACCUCGUGACGGCGAACAACGUGCCGGUGGCCAACGCGAGCCUGUACUGGGACCGGGCGGUCUCCCCGGCCAGGCGCAGGGGCGUCCCGUGGUCCAAGGUGUUCGGCAACCACGACGACAUACCCUUCGAGUGGCCGCCGGAGUGGUUCUCCCCCGCGGGCGUCUCGCCGGUGGACUGCCCGCCCGCCGCGCCGGCCAUGCCGGACCCAGGGUGCAGCUUCCAGGGCACGCCGUGGGUCAAGCUGAUGACGGCCGAGCUCGACCGGGCCUGCGGGCUGUCACGCUCCUCCGUCGGGCCCGGGGAGCUCUGGCCCGGCGUCUCCAACUACGUGCUGCAGGUGCUCUCGCGCGAGCGGCACAACCCUGCUCUGCUCAUGUACUUCCUCGACUCAGGCGGCGGAUCCUACCCGGAGGUCGUGUCCUGCGCACAGGUCACGUGGUUCCAGAGCCAGGCUCGGUUCCUCAAUCCAGACGGUAGGAUCCCUGAGCUGGUAUUCUGGCACGUACCGAGCACGGCGUACGUCAAGGUGGCUCCAAGGGCCACGGGCGAGAUCAGGAAGCCCUGCGUCGGCAGCCUCAACGAGGCAGACGUGGCGCCACAGGUGGCCGAAUGGGGCAUGAUGGACGCUCUUGCACGGCGAUCUUCAGUUAAGGCGAUCUUCGUGGGGCACAACCACGGGCUGGACUGGUGCUGCCCCUACGAGAAACUGUGGCUGUGCUUCGCGCGGCACACGGGGCACGGAGGGUACGGUGACUGGCCAAGAGGGCGAGAGGAUUGUUGA
Messenger RNA from Triticum aestivum (bread wheat), 1041 nucleotides. Its product is annotated as probable inactive purple acid phosphatase 16. Gene Ontology annotation, molecular function: hydrolase activity, acting on ester bonds. The record is from RefSeq and is a predicted model, not a curated record. The transcript has 4 exons. Bases 1 to 1041 code for a protein of 346 amino acids. Gene Ontology annotation, cellular component: cytoplasm. Lineage: Eukaryota; Viridiplantae; Streptophyta; Magnoliopsida; Poales; Poaceae.